This is a messenger RNA of Gopherus evgoodei (Goodes thornscrub tortoise), 1245 nucleotides long. It is a transcript of the gene AIMP1, whose product is annotated as aminoacyl tRNA synthetase complex interacting multifunctional protein 1. The transcript is spliced from 8 exons. Gene Ontology annotation, molecular function: tRNA binding. The record is from RefSeq and is a predicted model, not a curated record. Bases 225 to 1160 code for a protein of 311 amino acids. Lineage: Eukaryota; Metazoa; Chordata; Testudines; Testudinidae.
GGGUCCUUUCUCUCGCUCCUAAUCCGGGCGCCGUGGUGGAGGCGGUGGCCUGGGCUCUGGCUUUCCCCGGUUCAUUUUUUCAAAAAUUGGAAAUUUCUCUCAUUGGGACCCUGCAUUCGCAUUCUAUAUCAUCUGUAUUUUGGCAAAGGUUAAACCUGCUUCCCCUGGAGUGAAGCCUCUGAUACUGAAAGAAGUGCAGGUUUUUAGCCCGUUCUUUGGUUAAGAUGGCAGCCAAUAACGCAGUAUUGAACAGACUGGAGCAAAAGGGUGCAGAGGCAGAUCAAGUCAUUGAAUACCUCAAACAGCAAGUUGCUCUUCUAAAGGAGAAAGCUAUCCUGCAGGCAUCUCUCAGAGAAGAGAAGAAGCUCCGUGUUGAAAAUGCUAAACUGAAGAAAGAAAUUGAGGGACUGAAACAGGAGCUAAUUCAGGCAGAAAUUCGGAAUGGAGUGAAACAUAUCCCAAUUCCAUCCAGUGGGACCAUUUCAGCAGCUUCAUUUUCGGAAGACUUACCACAGCCUGCGCCUGUCACAUCCUCUCCUUCUGGUCCCAAAGACCAAAUUAAAGGUGGAAGUGAAGAAAAGAAAAAAAAGGAGAGAGCAGAAAAAAAAGGAGAGAAGAGGGAGAAGAAGCAGCCGCCGCCAGGAGCUGGGAGUGAUGACUCCAGACCUAUGGAUGUUUCUCGUCUGGACCUUCGUGUCGGUUGUAUCAUUACUGCAAAAAAUCACCCUGAUGCGGAUUCUCUAUAUGUCGAGGAGGUGGAUGUUGGAGAAGCAAACCCAAGAACUGUUGUCAGUGGCUUAGUAAAGCAUGUGCCUCUAGAACAGAUGCAGAACCGAAUGGUGGUAUUACUCUGUAACCUGAAGCCUGCAAAGAUGAGGGGAGUGGUAUCUCAAGCAAUGGUGAUGUGUGCCAGCUCACCAGAGAAGGUGGAGAUCCUUGCUCCCCCUAGUGGGGCUGUUCCUGGAGAAAGAAUCACUUUUGAAGGUUUUCCUGGAGAACCUGAGAAGGAACUUAAUCCCAAGAAGAAGAUGUGGGAGCAGAUUCAACCUGACCUUCAUACUAAUGACCAAUGCAUUGCUACAUACAAAGGAGUUCCAUUUGAAGUGAAGGGGAAGGGGGUCUGCAGGGCUCAGACCAUGGCCAGCAGUGGAAUCAAAUAAAUAAAACUAAUUACUGAGAAACUGUUCAGAAGCUUAAAUGGAAAGCAGUGCAAGCAUAAUAAAGACAUGAAUAUAAACCCCCCAA